AUGAUAAAGUACUACCAGCACAACCUAGCACUGGCAUUUGCGGUCAAUGAGAUCAAUGCAAAUCCCCAGAUCUUGCCAAAUGUCACCCUUGGAUUCCACAUCUAUGACAGCUACUUUGAUAUGUCAAUGACCUACCGUACUACUCUGGGCCUGCUCUUCAAAUCACAGAGGUUUGUUCCAAACUACAAAUGUGAUACACAGAAAAAUCUCUUAGCCAUCAUUGGGGGACUUGAUUCCCGGACUUCCUUCCAAAUGGCAGAAAUCUUAGGACUCUACAAAAUUCCACAGAUCACGUAUGGCUCAUUUGUCUCAAAGGAGAGGGAUGCAAUGGAGUUUUCAUCCUUUUACCGCACAGUCCCAAAUGAAGCCCAACAGUACAUGGGAAUUAUCCGAUUGCUGCUCCAUUUUGGGUGGACGUGGGUUGGCCUCCUGACUGCAGAUGAUGAUGGGGGAGAGAAUUUCUUGAAGACCCUUGAGCCAGUGCUUUCCCAAAAUGAAAUCUGUUUAGCCUUCACUGAAAGAAUCCCAAACCAAGGACAGUGGGAUAUGUUUGGAGACAUUGCUAAUUUACUCUAUAUUAUAUAUCAACCUUUACAAGAUAAAAAUGUGAACACUUUUAUCCUUUAUGGAGGAUCUCUUACAAUGGUAUCACUGAAUAUGAUGUUAUUUCUUGGAUAUACUGGAAAUGUCGGAAAUGUAUCAUUAAGCAAAGUGUGGAUUUUAACUGCUCAAGUGGAUUUCAUCUUAUCUGGAGCUCUAAGGAACUGGAAUUUUGACUUAUUCCAUGGUGCAAUAUCAUUUGCAAUUCACUCAAAUCAGCUCCAGCAGUUCAAGAAAUAUCUUUCUAGUAUGAAACCUUACCAGGAAAAACAAAAUGGGUUUCUCAAGGAAUUCUGGGAGCAAGCAUUUGAUUGUUCAUUUCCAAAUCUCCACGGGCCAAUACAAGUGAAUGAGAUGUGCACUGGAGAGGAGAGACUAGAGAAUCUUCCGGGGGCUAUUUUUGAAAUGCACAUGACCGGUCACAGCUACAGUGUCUAUAAUGCUGUCUAUGCCAUAUCAUAUGCUUUGAAGGCCAUGGCUUCAUCUAACUCUAUGGGUGGAAAAAGUGUUCAAAUCCAACAUCACCAACCUUGGCAGCUGCACCCUUUUAUUCAAAGCAGUUCUUUCAACAAUUCUGCUGGAGAAACAGUGUCUUUUAAUGAUAAGAAGGAAAUAGAAGAUGGAUUUGACAUCAUGAACAUGGUCACAUUCCCCAAUAGGUCCUUUCUUAGAGUCAAAGUCGGCAGAGUUGAUUCCUCUGCUCCCAAAGAGAAACGGUUCAUUAUUCAUGAUGAUAUGAUAGUGUGGAAAACAACAUUUAACCAGGGUCCUCCCCUUUCUGUGUGCAAUGAUUACUGCCGCCCUGGUUCUCAGAAGAAAAAGAAGGAGGGGGAGAAAUUUUGCUGUUACAAUUGUACUCGUUGCCCGGAGGGGAAGAUUUCAAGUCAGAAGGACAUGCUCGACUGUGUAAAAUGCCAAGAAAACCAAUAUCCAAACAAGGACCAAACGGGAUGCAUCCAGAAAGUUACAACUUUCUUGACAUUUAAGGAACCUUUAGGGAUCAGUUUAACUGUAUUAGCUGCAACAUUUUCCCUUAUCACGGUUUUAGUGCUAAGAACUUUCAUUAAACACAGAGACACACCCAUUGUCAAAGCCAACAACCGGCAUAUCACCUACACUCUCCUGGGAUCCCUUCUGCUCUGCUUCCUCUGUCCGUUGUUAUUUCUUGGAGAACCAAACAAAGGGACCUGCUUCAUCCGACAAGUUGCUUUUGGCAUCAUCUUCACAGUGGCUGUUUCUUGUGUGUUGGCCAAAACCGUCACUGUGGUUGUCAUUUUCAUGGCCACCAAACCAGGGUCCAGCAUGAAGAAAUGGGUGGGGAAAAAGCUGGCCAACUCAAUUCUUCUUUCUUGUUCUCUUGUUCAAGCAGCCAUUUGCAUGGUGUGGCUAGGAAGCUCUCCCCCUUUCCCUGAUUUAGACAUGCAGUCUCUGAGUACAGAGAUGGUAGCAGAGUGUAAUGAAGGGUCAGCCAUCAUGUUUUACAUUGUUCUGGGCUACUUGGGACUUCUGUCCCUCAUCAGCUUGACUGUGGCUUUCCUAGCCAGGAAGCUGCCAGACAGUUUCAACGAAGCCAAGUUUAUCACCUUCAGCAUGCUGAUCUUUUGCAGUGUUUGGCUGUCUUUUGUUCCAAGCUAUGUCAGCACCAAAGGGAAGUACAUGGUAGCGGUGGAGAUUUUCUCUAUCUUGGCCUCCAGUGCAGGGUUGCUGGCCUGUAUCUUUUCCCCUAAAUGUUACAUUGUUGUUCUGAGGCCUCACCUGAACAGCAGAAAGCAGCUAAUUAGGAGAAAGAAUUGA
This is a messenger RNA of Eublepharis macularius, 2394 nucleotides long. RefSeq names its product vomeronasal type-2 receptor 26-like. NCBI's taxonomy places the organism in Eukaryota, Metazoa, Chordata, Lepidosauria, Squamata, Eublepharidae. Gene Ontology annotation, molecular function: G protein-coupled receptor activity. Gene Ontology annotation, cellular component: membrane. Gene Ontology annotation, biological process: G protein-coupled receptor signaling pathway. The coding region runs from base 1 to 2394 and encodes 797 amino acids. The transcript is spliced from 5 exons. The record is from RefSeq and is a predicted model, not a curated record.